AUGUUCAAGAGAUCUUUCUCCAAAUCUGCCCUAAUUAGAAACUCCAUUCUAAAGGAUGUCCUUAAGGACGCCCAAUUCCAAGUCACAACUUAUGCUAGACCAAACGACUUAUGUCUCACAAGAGGUCUGAACGCAAAGUUGUACGACGACGUAAACGGUAAAGAGUUUAUCGAUUUCACCUCAGGUAUAGCCGUCACUUCCUUGGGCCAUUCUAAUCCUCAAAUCGCACAGAUUCUCUAUCAACAGGCCAACAAGUUGGUCCAUUCCUCCAAUCUAUACUAUUCUGCCGAGUGUUUGCAACUAAGUGAGAAGAUUGUCGAGCUCACCAAGCAAUUUGGGGGCCAGCAUGACGCUUCAAAAGUGUUCUUAUGUAAUUCUGGUACCGAGGCCAACGAGGCAGCUUUGAAAUUUGCCAAGAAACACGGUAUCUCUAAAAACCCAAAGAAACAAGGUAUUGUGGCAUUCCAAAACUCUUUCCAUGGCCGUACCAUGGGCGCCUUAUCUGUCACAUGGAACGCUAAAUACAGAACACCAUUUGGCGACCUAAUACCAAACGUUUCCUUCUUAAGCUUAAAUGAUCAAUUGACAAAGCUUCAGGACUUUAUCAAAAAUGGUAGGGACUCAAUUGCCGGGCUUAUCAUCGAACCCGUUCAAGGUGAAGGUGGUGUCUUGCCUGUCCCCGUGGACACCUUGGUUGGCUUGAAGCAAAUCUGCGCAGAGAAUGACGUCAUCGUGAUCCAUGACGAGAUCCAAUGCGGUAUGGGUAGGUCUGGGAAAUUAUGGGCUCACAGCUAUUUGCCAAAGGAGGCACAUCCAGACAUUUUCACAAUCGCCAAAGCACUUGGCAAUGGGUUCCCAAUCGCUGCCACGGUGGUCAAUGAAAAAGUUAACAGCAGUUUACAAGUCGGUGACCAUGGCACCACUUACGGUGGUAAUCCAUUAGGUUGUGCAGUCAGCAAAUAUGUCCUUGAUACUAUUGCAAACCAAUCUUUUCUGGAACAAGUUAAUCAAAAGAGUCAACUUUUCUUUGACCGUUUGGAAAAGAUCAAAAAUAGAUUCCCAGAACAUAUCAAAGAAAUUAGAGGUAAAGGUUUGAUGAUCGGUGCUGAUUUCAAUGAGUCCCCAGCUGCUGUGGUCGCUAAGGCAAGGGAAUUGGGUCUCUUGAUCAUCACUGCUGGUAAGACUACUGUUAGAUUUGUUCCUGCUUUGACAAUUGAAAAUGAAAAUAUUGAAAAGGGUUUAGACAUCUUUGAAAAAGCUGUUGAAGCUGUAUACGCCAAGAAAUAG
Molecule: messenger RNA, 1287 nt
Organism: Arxiozyma heterogenica
Lineage: Eukaryota; Fungi; Ascomycota; Saccharomycetes; Saccharomycetales; Saccharomycetaceae
Gene: ARG8
Product: acetylornithine transaminase
Exons: 1
Coding region: 1-1287 (428 amino acids)
Biological process (GO): arginine metabolic process
Cellular component (GO): mitochondrial matrix
Molecular function (GO): pyridoxal phosphate binding; identical protein binding; transaminase activity
Source: RefSeq, a predicted model, not a curated record